Zootoca vivipara (common lizard) is the source of this 4916-nucleotide messenger RNA. Lineage: Eukaryota; Metazoa; Chordata; Lepidosauria; Squamata; Lacertidae. The record is from RefSeq and is a predicted model, not a curated record.
CAGCGGGAGCUACCCAAUCCAACUCCAGGUGGAAGUGAAUCCGCAACCUGAUUGGCCUGCUGGAGCAGCCAAUCAGGCGGCUGGCAGAAGUGAAUCUGCUACCUGAUUGGCCUGUAGGAGCAGCCAAUCAGGCUGCAGGCAGAAGUCAAUCCACAAUAUAAUUGGCCCACAGGUGUAGCCCUGAAGUAGCCAAUCACGCAAGGCCCAUUGUGUAAAUAAUGUAUAUAAGCAGAUGGUUUUGGGAAAAGAGCCAUUCGUCUUCUCUUCUCCUCCUUGAUGACUAUGAGCUGAAUAAAGAGCAUGAAAUUCACUCUCGACUCCGAGUAUAUUUCACUGGCGACGAAGGUGGGAUCCUGCUGAGCUGACCGCCACCACGCACUGCACCGCAGCACCGCCACCUGCUGCACCGCUGCAUCGCACCGUGCAUCCAGGCUUCAGCUCCAGGACCCAAGGAACCCAGAAUGGCAACCGACAGCAGCUUCUCGCCAUUCAAACCAGCAUCAGGAGACUGGGAAGGGUACGCCGCCCGUUUCAACUUCCUCCUGCAAGCGAAAGAAGUCACCAACGAUGCCAUGAAGAGGGCGACAUUCUUCAGCGUCUGUGGAGAGGAGACGUUUGAAAUCGCCCGGGCUCUCCUUGCACCUAGAGAUGUCGCUACCGUCUCUUACAAAACAAUAAUGGAACGGCUGAAGGAGCACUUCUCACCACAGCCCUCGGUGGUAGCUUGCCGAAAUGCCUUCUACGCAAAGCGGCAAGCCCCGGGGGAAACCAUAACUGGGUUUGUGACCUCCCUCCGCCAAGCCGCCCGGUUAUGCAACUUCUCAGAAUUGGAGAACAUGCUUCGUGACCGCCUCGUCGGUGGCCUGAGGGACGAGAUGUUGCAACGACGCCUCUACGCCAAAAAAGACCUCACGUUCCAGAUUGCUCUGGAGGAAGCCCUGGCAACCGAAGCCGCCGAGAGGUCAACGCAAGAGGCACGACCGGCCCCGCCAUCCCAACCGAGGGUCUACCACGAAGACCUCACCGACGAAUCCGAAUCUGACAGGGAGGAAGUACACCGAGUACAGCGGCGCACUCAAGCAGCACACACACCACAGCAGCCUCGACGAGAAGGAGGGAACUGUGCAAGCUGCGGGGAGAACCACGAGAGGAGGACCUGUCGUUUCCGCAACGCAGAGUGCAGGCAGUGCAGAAAAUUGGGACACAUCGCCCGGGUGUGUCGGGCUCGACUCACCCGUCGACAAGCAUCAGAUGACCGACCCAGGAGCCCCAGGUCACACGGCACCAUGCACCAAGGCAACUCGACGGAGAUCACGGACUACCAGGUAUUCCAGUUGCCCCAUCCCAGCACAGAGAAAAUUUAUAUAGAGGUACAGAUAGAGGGAGCCCCAUGCCGCAUGGAGCUGGACACGGGUUCAACUCUAUCCAUAAUCUCGGCCCGAACAUUAAGGGAACUGUGCCCUAAUGGGGGUCCCAAACUAAGGCCGGCCCCAUUCACCCUCCGGGACUUCCAGAAACGUAAGGUCCCUACUAUGGGGGUGGGGACCUUCAGGGUGCAAUAUCGAGGGCGAAAGCAACAAUUGGACUUGCUGGUAGUUAAGGGCCCCUACGUUAGCUUACUGGGACUGGCAUGGUUUGGACCUCUGGGGCUAGCCGUUACCGGGGUGAACCGCACUAGCUUACAAGUGGACGUGGACGCCAUAUGCAAAGAGUUUCCAGGGGUUUUCGAUGGGGCAUUGGGACGAUAUACAGGACCCCCCAUUGCCCUACAGCUAGACCCCGCUGUACGACCCAUCAGACACAAGGCCCGCCGGGUCCCGUUCGCCCUGAAACCCCGCAUAGACGAGGAAUUGGACCGGCUCGUGGAGCAAGGAGUGCUGGAGCCGGUGCCCAACGCCCCCUGGGAAACUCCAAUUGUCACACCCGUCAAGCCUAACGGUUCGGUCCGCAUCUGUGCAGACUACAAAUGCACCAUAAACAAGGCUCUCACGGCCCAUGCAUACCCAGUGCCAGUGGUCAGCCAUGUCCUCGCCACCCUGGCUGGGUCAAAAAUCUUUGGCAAACUGGACUUGGCCCAAGCGUAUCAACAGUUGCCUGUGGACGAAGCCACAGCAGAGGCUCAGACGAUUGUGACGCACAGAGGGGCAUUCAGAGUAAAGCGGCUGCAAUUUGGCGUUAGCGUGGCACCAGGCAUAUUCCAGAAUCUAAUGGACUCUCUCCUUAAAGGGAUUCCUGGCGUCACCCCCUUCUUCGAUGAUGUACUGAUCGCCGGGCCCACACCAGAGGAAUUUGAGGACCGCCUCCGCUCCGUCCUGCACCGUUUCCAGACGGCGGGCCUCAAGGUGAAGCGGGAAAAGUGUUUACUGGGAGUGCCGCAGGUGGACUUUCUGGGAUUUAAGGUGGACGCAGAAGGGGUCCAUCCAACCGGUGACAAGGUACGGGCCAUUUGUGAGGCCCCAGCGCCCAAGAGCAAGCCCGAACUUCAGUCAUUCUUGGGACUAUUGAACUUUUACCAUGCCUUCCUUCCCCAUAAGGCAGCGGUAGCGGAGCCCCUACACAGACUCCUAGAUAAAAGGGCCCCUUGGGUGUGGGGCCAGCGACAAAGGGCCGCAUUCCAGGCAGUCAAGGACUUGCUCGUCUCGAACUCGGUCUUAGCACACUUCGACGAGAGGCUGCCAGUGGUGCUGGCAUGCGACGCCUCUCCCUAUGGCAUCGGCGCUGUCCUGGGACACCAACUCCCGGAUGGAAGAGAGGUGCCGGUGGCAUACUUCUCCCAGACGCUUGCUGCAGCCGAACGAAACUACUCACAGAUUGACAAGGAGGGUCUGGCAAUCGUGAAGGGCGUAAAAAAAUUCCAUGAUUUCUUGUACGGGCGGCCCUUUACCAUAGUGACUGACCACAAGCCGUUGCUUGGCCUGUUUGCCCCUGAGAAGCAGACUCCCGAAGUGUUGUCUCCACGUGUCCUCAGGUGGUCAAUUUUCCUUGCCGGCUACCAGUAUGCACUAAUCCACCGCCCUGGGAAGGCGAUGGGCCACGCAGACGCCCUCAGCAGGCUACCACUACCAGAAACAGGCCCCGACCCAGCGCCUGCACAAGAGGUUAUGACCCUGGAGCUGCUUCCCGACCGACCCAUUCAGGCACAAGAAGUUGCGCACCAUUCCACAAAAGAUAGGGUCAUCUCCCGGGUCCUGGACUGGGUGUGGCGAGGAUGGCCCAGCAGCAGCCCCGGGCCAGAAUUCGCUGGCUACACAAACCGCAAACAUGAACUGUCGGCCCACAAGGGGUGCCUGUUAUGGGGAAGCAGGGUUGUUGUUCCCCAGCCCCUCCGCAAAAGGGUCCUCACAGCCCUACACGAGACACACCCAGGGGUAGUGAGGAUGAAGGCCCUUGCCAGGAGUUAUGUGUGGUGGCCGGGGAUUGACAGAGAGAUAGAGGCCUGGGUCCAACACUGCCAGACCUGCCAAGAAUCCCGCCCGGAUCCCCCAAGGGCCCCAGUCCAGCCCUGGGAGUCCGCCCGACAUCCAUGGUCACGCUUGCACGUGGACUUCGCUGGCCCCUUCCAGGGAAAAACAUUCUUCAUAGUGGUGGAUUCCUACACCAAAUGGCUGGAGGUCGCACUGGUACCAUCCACUUCUACGGCGGCAGCCAUCCGGGUACUACGUAAGCUGUUUGCGACCCACGGGCUCCCUGACACCCUCGUCUCGGACAAUGGAACCGCAUUCACGUCAGAGGAGUUCCAGACCUUCACAGCGCAGAACGCCAUCCGCCACAUCCGCUCAGCACCAUUCCACCCUGCCACCAAUGGCCAAGCGGAGCGCAUGGUGCGGACCACCAAGGACAGCCUCCGCCGCAUGACACAAGGGGACUGGGAAUACCGCCUUGCCACAUUUCUUCUAGCACAGCACAGCACCCCAAGCACAACGACGGGCCGGAGCCCAGCUGAAUUACUAAUGGGCCGGCGCCUUGCAACUAGACUGGACCGACUUCACCCCGACAGAGCUCAGGAUGAGGUAGUGGUGGGGAAAGGCAGGAACCCCCGGACAUUUGUGGCCCAGGACCCAGUGUAUGCAAAGAAUUUUGGGGCAGGCCCAGCAUGGGUACCCGCCACAGUCACCAAGGUGACCGGUCCCGUGUCGUACGAGGUACUAACGGAAGGGGGGCAAUGUUGGCGCCGCCACUGCGACCAGCUACGGCGACGAUUCCCAGGAGGAACCCGGGAGGAGAGCGGGACAGAGGGGUCCCAAGGGGACAGCAGGGCAGUGAGGCCUGUAGAGCGAGAGAGGUGGGCAGGGGAAGCAGAAGCAGUAGGCACAGAGGGGCGCCCCGAGGCUGGAAGGACACCGGAACCAGAGCUACAACCUAGUGGUUCAGUGGCGCCAGACCAGACAGCCCCGGCACAGCCAGCAGCCUCGGAACACGGGCCAGAACCAGAACCCCUGACCAAGGAACACCCCAGGCCACAACGCACACGGAGGCGGCCAGCAGACCUUGGGGACUACGAAUGCAACUUCCCGGGCAGGACUGGAACUUAGAGGGGAGGGGUGUUAUGUACUGAGCUGAAUCCUAGAACAAUAGGAUUCAGAAUCAGCGGGAGCUACCCAAUCCAACUCCAGGUGGAAGUGAAUCCGCAACCUGAUUGGCCUGCUGGAGCAGCCAAUCAGGCGGCUGGCAGAAGUGAAUCUGCUACCUGAUUGGCCUGUAGGAGCAGCCAAUCAGGCUGCAGGCAGAAGUCAAUCCACAAUAUAAUUGGCCCACAGGUGUAGCCCUGAAGUAGCCAAUCACGCAAGGCCCAUUGUGUAAAUAAUGUAUAUAAGCAGAUGGUUUUGGGAAAAGAGCCAUUCGUCUUCUCUUCUCCUCCUUGAUGACUAUGAGCUGAAUAAAGAGCAUGAAAUUCACUCUCGACUCCGAGUAUAUUU